CUUUAGGUCGAACAGCGAUGAGAAUAAUCUUGCAUUGAAACAAUCAAAGGACCAACCUAAUUUCGACAAACCUCAAAGUCAGGGUAAUUAUCUUCAACAGAUUCAAGAAAGGCAUUCGUGCUGGAAUGCGACGCGCAAGUAUCGCUAAAGUCGCGAUAGAAAUAUGGUGGGGAGUCGGUUGCCCCCUCAACGGCCGCGGAUCAACAACAACCUCCACCGUUAAUAUCGCCAACGCAUCUUCUUCUCACCGCUAUAACCCCAACAACUCCAGAACGCCACCCGUACAACUCCAAAUAUCCCAAUAUUCCAAUCGAAAGAAUCCAGAUCCCAGAACCACAAAAAACCUCCAGAACCAGCCCUCAGCGGCACAUCAACCUCCAACAUGACAACUAUCCACACCAGCCCACCCCCCGGCCCCGGCUUCUCCAUCUACGAAGACACCGACCACGACCUUCGCAGUCCUCUCUCCGAAUACGACGCCGACACCUCCUUCAAUUCGGAAACCAGUUCACUCAUCUCCCCCGACGACCCGCUCGCCAGCAUCGAACCCCACAUCGACAUCUCCGAUGCCUUCUCCCCCUCCCCGCGCUCCUCCACCUCCACCUCGCGCUCUCGCCGCGUCUCCGCCCUCACCACCACAAGCCUGAUCUCCGACCUCCCCUCCGAGCUCUCCAUAACCUCCCGCCCCUCGCCAAACGACAUGCACUACACCCCCAUGAAAGAACGCGCGCUGUUCCGCAACCCCUCCUCGGUGCGCGCGUUGCAGAUGGCGUCCCCGCCGCCCUUCGAGACCUACUCGAGCCCGCGGGCCGCAGGCGUCAAGGGCGCCUACAAGCUGUCGACGCCGUCGCGGCGGUCCGAGACGCCCAGCCGCCACUCGCACUCGGUGCGCUCGGGGAGCAUGAAGCCGGGGCAGACGCCGACGCCGUCGAAGCAGCUGGUGCAGGUGCAGCAGCAGGCGGCGCAAUUCCACCCGCUGAUACUGCUGCAUGUGACGCUCUUGCCACUCGCGCAUGUGUACUCGCCGGGCGUGAUGGCGGCAGUGGCGCCGGGGUGGUUGGGGGAGAAUUAUCGACUGCUGGAGGAGCGGUUUGCGGAUUCGGUGCUGAUGCAGCGGGGGUUGUUGAUUCCGCAUCCGAAUGAGGAGUAUGAUUUGCUAGAGGAGAGGUUGUUGGAGAGUUUGGAGUUGAAGAUGCCGAGGUUGUUAAAGUGUGGGCAUUUUACGGGUGGGGAGGAGGCUGAGGAGAGCGAUAUUAGUGAUUCUGAGAAUGAGGGGAGGGGAAGUAGGAUGAGUGGGGGUACAGUAACGGGCGAAGAGGAGGAGCCAGAAUUUGAGUGUGAUGAUGCUUCGAGCGUCUGCACGGAUUGUCACCGUCCGAUCAAGAAGCCUGGGAAGGGGGCUGGGAGUGGGACGAAGAAGUGGAAUAUCAAGAUAUACGCGGCUAACGGUUUGAUGAGGGCUGGUGCUUGGGGAGCUGCUUGGAGGGAAAUGGAGAGAAUUGAUGUUGAGAUCUCGCCAUGGAUUCCGGAGGAUAUUCGCAAGGUACUCGAACAGCGGCAGAAGGAGGAAGAGGAGGAGGAGCUUUUAGAGCGCAAGAGAAUUCAAGACGCCGAAGAGUUGAGGAAAGCUGAAGAGUUGAGGAAAGCUGAAGAAUUGAGGAAAGCUGAAGCGCUUUUAGAAGAAAAGAAACGAGCCGAAGCAGAGGCAGCUUCAAUUGCGGAGGACAACAGGAAAGCCGAAGCACUCGCUGAAGAGAAAAGGCAAAUUCAGGCGCAGAAAGAAGCACUCGCUGAAGAAAAGAGACAUAUUGAGGCAGAGAAGGAAGCACAAGCAGCUGCAGUUGCUGAACAGUUUCGAAUUGAAGCAGAGAAGGAAGCACAAGCUGCUGCAAUUGCUGAACAAACUCGAAUCGAAGAUGAAGCGAGGAGACGAGCCUUCGUUCCAACUGCUCUGUAUACCGAAUAUCCAGAGCGGCUUCGCUCCCGCAGCAAACGACCAUCUUCAUCGUCCUCGCGCCAAACCAUAGAGGAGAUUCCGUUGUCUACUCUCUUGAAGAAUUACAUUUACCUCAUGGCCAGCGACCGACGCAACCUCGCCAUCGCCUUCCUCACCGCCUUCGUCAUCUUCCUCUCCCUGCAACUCAACAAAGCACCGCCAGUUCUCGUCCCAGGCGGCGACAUCCCCGGCCUCAUGCUCUCAGACCCACCCCAAGAAUGUCCCGCUAGCUCCGUCGUCUUUACCACUACAUCCAUCGUCACGCAGCUCGCCUCACAAGACGCGUCCGUGAUGCCACUAGUCGAAUCCUCAGCGACGUCACAGCUCGCUCCACAAGACGUGUCCGUGAUGCCGCUAGCCAAUUCCUCACCGACACCACUAUCCAUAACGAGCUCUAUUGCCGCCUCGUCAAUUCUUGCCGCAGAAGAUAGCUCUGUUUCAGUGGCCCCACCGAUCGCUACCCCGGCUGACGGUUUGGACGAGCGAUCGCCCUCAUCUGAGACAGCUGCUGUUCUUCCAGCAUCGCAUGCGCCAUCAGCAGCAGCAGCAGCGGCCCGUGAGCACCAGGCCGCUGAUUCUAGCGCCGCCCCGCUAUUGUCCCUGGAAGAAGCAGUGCCCGCGGAAACGCCUGAGCCUGACUAUGCGGAGCUCUAGCUGACGUUUGGAAACGGAGCAAUUGGGAUCCCGGGAGGAAGACUUUGGAUCGCAGAUCAAAAUGCGAAUGAUUCUCCGAAAGAAGCACUUCAGACUUUCUUUAGCUCGGCCUGACGAUAAAUGCGGCAACGGUUUGCCGAAUUUGCAGCUUCACCCUAUGUAUCAGUAUUGCUUGAUGCUUGUGCGGUCGC
Molecule: messenger RNA, 2841 nt
Organism: Mytilinidion resinicola
Lineage: Eukaryota; Fungi; Ascomycota; Dothideomycetes; Mytilinidiales; Mytilinidiaceae
Exons: 1
Coding region: 383-2650 (755 amino acids)
Source: RefSeq, a predicted model, not a curated record